Messenger RNA from Nicrophorus vespilloides, 2519 nucleotides. RefSeq lists its product as uncharacterized. The record is from RefSeq and is a predicted model, not a curated record. Gene Ontology annotation, molecular function: actin binding. The transcript has 12 exons. Bases 187 to 2415 code for a protein of 742 amino acids. Gene Ontology annotation, cellular component: nucleus; actin cytoskeleton; Z disc. Gene Ontology annotation, biological process: positive regulation of actin filament bundle assembly. Lineage: Eukaryota; Metazoa; Arthropoda; Insecta; Coleoptera; Silphidae.
GCGUCGGUUGCGUUCGCAUCGGACGUCGGUCAGCCCCGACGCCCAGACGGAAUUAGUCAUCCACCGGCCCCUUUUAUACUUAGCUCGCAGAUUCCAACGAAAUCCUCUACACAACAACACAAACUUCUUUUCCGAUAUUGUUUCAGGCGGAAGGACGAGGAAAACCGGAUACGGAAGAAGCAAGAUAUGGCGCUCGCACAGAUCGGUACCGGAACUGCGCUGGUGAGGGAGGAGGAGUCGGAAUCCAACGAGCAGACCACUCUGUCCGAGUCGCACAAGGAUCUUGGCCACACGAAGAUGUCAGAGAAGAGCGCCUCCUUCGAGGGCACUCAGGUGUCUAAAAUGAAGGAGGAAACUGAGAACUCGUCGAGCACCCAGGAGUCGACGAGCAGCUGCAGCGUGAUGCAAUCGGUUUCACAAUCGGAAGACAAAGUGCGAGCACUGAAACCCUUUGAACCGUUGAAGCCCUUCGAGCCUCCGAAAUCCUUCGAACUGGCGCAACAGUUAUCCAAUGGUGCCAAGAACGAAGAAGAAGCGAAAGAGAAACCCGUACAGAAGUCCUACGCGAUACCACUACUGCCCGUAGAUAGUAUAAAACCUAUAAACAUAUCAGAUAUUAUAGAAGAUCCAGUUCCUGUUAGAAACUUCAAUUCCGGUCCUAAACCCUUCACUUUACUAAGCACUACUAAUACCAGUACUAUCAGUACCCCACCAAAACCUUAUGAACCACUGCCGAUAGCGGAAAUCAAGGAGGAAAAGAUUAAGAACACGCUGAAAGAGAUUAUUUCGGAUUUGGAUACUUAUGCAGAGAAAGAUUCCGAGCUGAAAGAGGCAAGACUCGAUGCGGAGGAACAGAGCGCGUUUCAAUCAAAAGAGCCUGUUGCGAAGCAAGAAGUUAAGGAAGCCAAUGAAGAUUGUUCUAAAACACCAUCAAAUUUUCAGACAAACGAAUGGGGUGGCAAUAUGGACUUCAAAACGAAGAUGAUCCAGGAACUUCACCAAUUGCACCAACAGAACCAUCAAGAUGACGACGAGCAGGAUGAGAACUCUAAUCCAAACAAACCGCCGGUCAACUUGGAGAAGAUUUUCACGCCGGCCGACGAUGCCCCGCAAAUUACACCGAAGAACAAAAAAAUGUACGCAUCUUCUGCAUUCUACGCGUCUGGUCUUCACCCCACCGUCGAGGAUCAAGUAGAGUUGGCUAGAAGAAUUUCAAGUUCUCUGAGCGAUAUCAGCAACAAAUCGAGCAAGGGUCAGUCUAUGUACGUGAACAGAAAGAAGAGAUCCGUCAAGUGGGUUCACGAAAGCGAAGGUGACCUUAACGGAACUCAGAAUGGAAAUGGGGAAACGGGUCCCGAUGGCAAAUCGAUCCUGAAGCUGGUCAUGAAUCCUCAUGGUCAAGUUCAAGACAUAAACUCGCUGAGGAAGCAAGGUUUUAACAUCGAAUCCGCCCUAUCACCUGACGUCUGCGCGGAAAUCGUAAAGGAUUUGAACUCACCGAAAGGAAAAGGAGCCGAGUUGUUUGCGAAGAGACGCAAAAGGUCCGAGAAAUGGGUGGUUGGCGAGACCAUUGGAGCCAAACAGGAAGUGUUGACGGAUAUUGCGCCUUCUCCGACUCCGAUCCUGUCGCCGCUUCCGCCUCUGAGCAAUCUGCCGGCCCCGAGUUACUUACCGGAAACGGCCCAGCGCAUGCAGCACAAGGAAAAGUUGGACGAGAUUCAGGAGCGCUUCAGCCGGCCGAGAGUCAAACUGGUCAAAUCCCCCUGGGAGGCGGCCCUGGAAACUGGCUCAGUCGACUCUGCGUUUGAGAAUCUGCAUCCGCCUACGUUCCCCACCAAGGGCUCGUUCGUUGCCCCCGUUGUUAACUCGUACGAAGAAGCCCUCAGGAACGAUAGUUUGGAAUCGUGGUCUGCAAUGCCGACCAACGGGUACGCACAUAAUCCAGCCUACAACAGCAACAGCAUCAACCGAAUUGUGGAUAAUCUGCAAAAGGGCUUGACCAACGUUGAUGUCUACAAACCUAGCUUGCCCCAAGCUUGGAAUGCGAAACCCGUUCUGAAGACGCAACAGUACAGCUCUUCAACUUUACCUAGGAGCAAACCAAAAGCUCCGAUGUCGCCAUCCUAUAAACCGUCGGCAACUCCUCCUAUCUUCGUUCCGAGGGAAAGCAGCGCUCCACCACCAUCUAGUUUCUUCAGCCCUCAGCCGACAUAUACCGCCCACAAUGUGAACAACCCCAUAGAGAACAUCCCUUCACCCAGCCAAUCGUACUCGCAAUCGAUACCUCCGACUCCGCCCACGAGGUAUAAUUUAAGCAAUGUUCAGAACUACAACACAGCUGCGAGGGGUUGGGGCGGUGCCAAGGAAGUGUACCGACCUGUCACCUUCGAGAAAUCCUCAUACAGCGAUUUCUAACAUCCCUCGUUAACUAACUAUCUUGAAUUUAAAAUGUGUACAUUAUAGGUUGUAAAUACCUUGGAGAGAGGGAGAGAGAGAUAAUAUAAAGAAGAACAAAGAAC